This is a messenger RNA of Fundulus heteroclitus (mummichog), 1532 nucleotides long. It is a transcript of the gene slc25a47a, whose product is annotated as solute carrier family 25 member 47a. The record is from RefSeq and is a predicted model, not a curated record. Gene Ontology annotation, cellular component: mitochondrion. The coding region runs from base 148 to 1059 and encodes 303 amino acids. Gene Ontology annotation, biological process: transmembrane transport. Gene Ontology annotation, molecular function: transmembrane transporter activity. Lineage: Eukaryota; Metazoa; Chordata; Actinopteri; Cyprinodontiformes; Fundulidae. The transcript has 6 exons.
CGGUGUUUGGCUCAGUGGUUUGGCACGUUUUGACGCGGGUAGCUUGAUGCGACGCAACACCGGCUGUCACGUAACAGCAAAACAGUCAAGGUUACCGAACGAGAGCUCCCGGUGCACACAUGGCUUGGUCACUCGGCGUGUGACAAGAUGCACAUCGCGGAUUUCUUGUCUGGAUCGGCUGCAGGGGCAUGUGGAGUCGCUGUGGGCUUCCCUCUGGACACUGUGAAGGUCAGGAUCCAAACUCAGAAGCAGUUCACUGGAGUGUAUCAGUGUGCAGUGGAGACGUUAUCAAAAGAAGGGGUGCAUGGCUUCUUCAAAGGCAUGUCCUUACCCCUGACCACGGUCUCUCUGACCUCCUCGGUAGUGUUUGGCACCUACAGGAACUGCCUGCAGUGUAUGAAGCAGGCCAGGGGAGCUGACAGGAGCCCAAGCACCAAACUGGAGGUCUUCUUGGCUGGGCUGGCUGGAGGCGUAGCUCAGACGUCAGUGAUGUCCCCGGGUGACAUAGUGAAAGUCCGUCUGCAGUGUCAGACGGAGUCGAUGCGGGAAGGAGCCGGGAAGCUCAGACCAAAGUACCACGGACCGGUUCACUGCCUGCUCAGCAUCGUCAAAGAGGAGGGCUUCAGGGGGCUCUACAGAGGAGCCCUGCCGCUCAUGCUGAGGGACGGCCCGUCGUACGCCACUUACUUUCUGACCUACGCGACCGUGUCGGAAUGGAUGUCAGGUGGCAGCAAUGAGAAAUUACACUGGAGUGGUGUGAUGCUGGCCGGCGGAGUGGCGGGAAUAGCCGGAUGGACCGUGGGAACGCCCAUGGAUGUGAUAAAGGCCCGCCUGCAGAUGGACGGCGCGCGAGGCCUGAAGCGGUACAGGGGCUUUUUCCACUGCAUCGUGGAGACGGCGAGAGCCGACGGGGCUGCGGUUUUCUUCAGGAGCCUGGGCAUCAACUGUCUGCGCGCGUUCCCGGUCAACAUGGUGGUGUUUUUCACCUACGAGGUCCUCACUGCUUUUCUUCAAACCGCACCGGAUAGAGUCGACUCGCCUCACAUAGGACUGGAGUAGGAGAGACUGCGCUCGUUCCCGGUCCUGCUGCCGUUUUCCAGGAGGGAUUGUUUGCACAGUGAAGCUGUUACAUAUCAUACUUCCAUAAAAAUGCAUCAGAUAUCAAGUGGCCGGGAAAAGCAAUGCUGGAAGCAGAUUGUACAUUUCUCCGUCUGACCACUAGGUGGCCUCCCUGACCUGAUUGUUACAGCAUAGUCUGUUAACUGUGUUCUCCUGCAGAACAGUGCAUCAAAUAUCUUCUAUAAAGUGAGACAUAUUUUACUUCAUGCAGAACCAAUAAGGAUCUGGAAUCGGCCGCUGUGCGCACAGUUAGGAGAAGCCGAGCUGUCCGUCCCCAUACAAGCAGCCUGCUUCACUUCCGCCGCUUCUUUGCAAACAGAAUGUUACAAGCGACUCAAACAUAUUGAAAUACUCUCAUAAACUCAUGUAUGAAAUCAGUUAAAAUAAUUUUUUUUUCAUUUGGACAAGUGGAG